This is a messenger RNA of Cuscuta epithymum, 1817 nucleotides long. NCBI's taxonomy places the organism in Eukaryota, Viridiplantae, Streptophyta, Magnoliopsida, Solanales, Convolvulaceae. The record is from the annotation of a GenBank genome assembly.
UGAUUCUACUCCAAGAGGCUCGGUCACCUUUCCAAAUUUGACCAAUGACCAGUCUCCCUCUACCCAACUCACUUCCGCUUCAUCACCCAACAUCACCGACCGGCCUACCUCACCGCCUACCUCACCGUUAUCUUCUACCUCUGGCAGUUCAUCUGCCGAUACUACCUCACCGCUAGCAUCUCCCCCUGGAAUUGGUCAUCAUAUGCAAACCCGUUCCAAAUCGGGUAUUUUCAAACCCAAAACUAUUUUUAAUCUUCAAACUGAUGUUUCGGCAUGUGAUCCCUCAUGUUUUUCUAUGGCUAAUAAAGAUCCUAAAUGGAGAGCGGCUAUGGCCGAGGAGUUUAAUGCUCUUAUAGAUAAUCAUACUUGGGAUUUAGUUCCAUUUAAUUCUCGUAACAAUGUGGUCGGGUCUAAAUGGAUUUAUAAGACUAAAUUUAAUUCUGACGGGUCUGUUGAGCGUCAUAAAGCGCGUCUGGUGGCACAGGGUUUUACUCAACAAGCUGGUGUGGAUUUUUCUGAGACAUUUAGUCCUGUGGUUAAACCCACUACUGUUCGUAUUGUUUUAUCUCUGGCAGUGUCCUUUGGUUGGAUGAUGCGUCAGUUAGAUGUUAAAAAUGCAUUUCUUCAUGGUAAUUUGACAGAAGAAGUUUAUAUGCGUCAGCCUCCAGGUUUUGUUCAUCCUCAGUUUCCUCAUCAUAUUUGUCGUCUCAGGAAGGCUAUCUAUGGUUUGAAACAGGCCCCAAGAGCCUGGUUCUACCGGUUUAGUAGCUUCCUAUUAACCCAUGGCUUUGUUUGCAGCAAGUCUGAUAAUUCCUUAUUUAUUUUUCGCCAAGGGUCCACUAUUCUUUAUCUUCUUCUCUAUGUUGACGAUAUAAUUAUUACCGGUAAUUCCCCAUCUUUUAUUAACACCUUUAUUUCGUGCCUUGGCCGAUAUUUUGCUAUGAAAGAUUUAGGGGAUUUGCAUUUUUUCCUGGGUGUCCAAGCUGUUCGUCAUUCUAAAGGAUUGUUCUUAUCUCAGCAAAAAUAUGUGUCUGAUUUGUUAACAAGGUUUCAUCUUCAUAUUCUUAAACCAGUUCGUACCCCUCUUCCUUCACGAACUAAGCUAUCUCUCACAGAUGGUGAUCUUCUUACAGAACCUACUGAGUACAGAAGUAUGGUAGGUGCUUUACAGUAUUUAACUAUGACUCGCCCUGAUAUCACAUUUGCUGUUCACCUGGUUUCUCAGUUUAUGCAUGCCCCCCGUACUUCCCAUAUGUUGGCUGUUAAGCGUAUUUUCAGGUACCUUCAAGGCACCUCAGAUCAUGGUUUACUGCUGCGGCCGAAUAUUACAGCUCCUACUCUACAGGCAUACUCUGAUGCUGAUUGGGCCGGUUGUCCAGACAGUAGUCGCUCCACAUCUGGCUUUGCUAUAUUUUUGGGGCCUAACUUAGUCUCUUGGAAGUCCAAGAAACAACCUACGGUCUCCCGGUCUUCUACUGAAGCUGAGUAUCGGGCCAUCGCUUACACCGUUCAGGAUACACUUCACAUUCGCUCCAUUUUAUUUGAGCUUGGGGUCCCGAUAUGCACGCCUGUUAAGUUGUUCUGUGACAAUGUCUCUGCUUCUUAUUUAUCUAUGAAUCCUAUUCAGCAUGCUCGCAGUAAACACAUUAGCAUUGAUUAUCAUUUUGUUCGAGAGCGUGUCUCGCAUGGAGAUCUGGUUGUUCGCUAUGUACCUACGCAGUUUCAGUUGGCAGAUAUUUUUACCAAGUGCUUAUCUCCUCAACGGUUCAAUUUUCUUCGAGACAAUCUGUGCGUUAUUUCUCCUGCACAGACUGAGG